AUGAAACUUUAUAUAGUGUUUUUGGUAAUUUGUAUAGUUACCACAUAAAAAGAUAAUGGCGAAUUAUCUUAAGAAGAUUAAACACUUUUAGAUAGUUUGUUUAAAGAUAAAUUUGGAAUGAAUGUAAUGAAUGAUAUAUAAAGUGAAUACAAAAAAGAUUCUGGUAAUUUGUAAAUUAUUUAUUUUGAGAAAGUAAGGAUUAAUUGAGUAGAAUUGAAAUUUUAUUAAAUACAAUUGAGAGAUAGAUUGCCUAAGAUGAAUAGGAUGAUCUAGAAUAAUUAUCUUAAGAAUAAGAACUAUGUAUUAAAUAAAAACGAAUUCUAUAAUAGAUAAUUAAUAAUUGGAGAGUUUGAAAGAGAAGAUCGCUGAAGCCUAAUAUGAUUAUAGUAGCAUUGGAGCUACAAUUAGAUUAUUAGAAGAUUAAUCAAAUAGAUAUGAAACAUAAAUAAACGAGAAAGAAAAUAUUGUUAAUGAAUAUGAAUCUACACUCACUUAAUUAGAAGAGAUUAGAUAACAUGAAGUAUAUAAUAUAAUGAUUGAACAUUUGUUUAGAGUGCAUAUUUCGAUAUAACAAGAGAAGAUUCUUUUGCUAUUUGUAGUCUUAUUAAAAGAGCUAGAUAUUUGAUUAGAGAAUUACUACCAAAAAAUAAUAGGAAUGUUGCCCUUGUCUAAUAGUAUACUUAUGAAGACAAUUCUCAUCAAUUCUCAAGUUCUGAUGUCUUAUAAUAAAUGAAAGAUCUUGAAAUAGAAGCUUAAGAGACACUUUAAAAUAAUUAACCAUUCCUUAAGAUCAUAAGUUUUUAAUAUCAAUUAAUUUAAAAGAUGAAUUUGUAAGUGUAUCUACUCAAACUGAAGCUGUCAUUGACACUGUUAGAGCUAAUGCCAUUAUUAAUUUAUUAUAACAAUUAUAUGAUUAAGUAGAUAAUACUAAUAGAAUCUAAUUAACUGCAGAAGAUGAUAGAGAAAAUCUUCAUUAAAGAGUGAAGGAUCAUAUAAAUGAAGAAUUAGAUUAUUUACACUUAUAAGUUUAGAAAAUAUCUAUUAUAUUUAUAGCUCUCCAUUUUAGAUGAUGAAUAAGAUGGUGUUGAAGCUCAUAUAAUUGCAGCUUAAAUGGAUUAAAAGGAUGGUGAAUAAAGAUUAGCUAAUCUGAAAUAAUCAUUCCAAGAUUUAUAAAAAUGCAAAGAAGAUUCAAAAGUAUUUAUAAUAAUAUUCAAGGUCAAUUAUGGAGUUAGAUCUAAAGAAAGAAAAGAACAAUUAAAAUUAUUGAGAAAAGUUAGAGAUGUCUUAUUAAAUGAAUUUGAUGCUGUUAGAUGUUACAUUGAAGAUAUUCUAAGUAGAAGUUUAAGUUAAGCAUGAUAUUUUUAUGAUUAAUCUAAAUAUUAUAUAUAAGAG
Molecule: messenger RNA, 1392 nt
Organism: Paramecium sonneborni
Lineage: Eukaryota; Ciliophora; Oligohymenophorea; Peniculida; Parameciidae
Source: the annotation of a GenBank genome assembly